AUGACCUCAAAAUUCGUCUCGCGUUUCGUGAAUCGAAAUCCAAGAAACAACGAGCUGCUGGGUCGACAAGCGCAAAGUUCCGGAUUCGAAUUUGAAACCGAUCGAGAAGCGCGGAAAUUUAUCUACAAGUUGGUGCAAAAUUCAUGAAUUUUGGAUGAAAAAAAACUGGAUUUUUCAUGAAAAUUCACGAUUUUCAGCCGAAAAAAACCUAUCAAAGUAUCGAUUUUCAGAGUCGAAUUGGUCGAAGGAAAAUCGCAUCGUGAAGGCCGUUUGAUUCAUCAUCGAGAUGGUGUUGUUCUUUCGGCUUCGACUAGAGAACCCGAAAUUUCAGCACAAUUGUAUAGGUAUGGCUGGUUUUUGGGGGAAAAAUUGAAUUCGGAGAAGCAAGUGCGCUCCAGUGAGAAAAUAUUGAUUUAUGGGGGAAAAAUGAUGUAUUUUUGAUCAAAAAUCGAUAUUUUCUCAAUUCGAAGAAGCAAGUGCGCUCUAAUGAGAAAAUAUUGAUUUCUUGGUGAAAAUCAAUGAAUUUUACACCAAAAAAAUCAGAAUUUUUCAAAUUCGCUGCAGCAAAUGCGCUCCAAUGAGAAAAACUCAAUUUUUUGCAGUAAAGUCGACACAUCAGCUUCUCUAAACAUCGGUCGAAUUCUAGCCCUUAGAUGUCUGCAAUCAGGAAUUCAUUUCGCAAAACCCGCAGUUUCUCAAGAAAUUAUUGAGAAAAGUCAACAUCAAAAAUAUUUUUUCAAGGCGUUGAGCGAGGAAGGAUUGAAGUUGGAAGAGCCCGAAAUUGUUGAGCAUAGCUAUGAAAAUGAUGAGAGCUUUACGUGGCAGAGGUAGGGGAUUUUCGGGGGAAAUUACCUAAAAUUUUGGAAAAUUCAUGAAAAAUUGAUCCGAGAGCUCUGAAUUUGCUCAAAAUUUGACAUUUUCAAUUAAAAAUUGAUUUUUUCAGUGAAAAAUCUGAAAAUUUCAGUUCUAGAGCUGUAAAUUUGCUCAAAAUUGGACAAUUUCAGCCAAAAAUUGAUUUUUAAGUGAAAAAUCUGAAAAUUUCUUGAAAAACCAAUUCCAGAGCUCUAAAUUUGCUCAAAAUUGGACAUUUUCAAUUAAUAAUUGAUUUUUGAGCUGAAAAUCUGAGAAUUUCAGACUAAUAUCUGAAAUUUUCAAUUAAAAAUUGAUUUUUGAGUGAAAUUUCUGGAGUUUUAUAUUAUUUAGAGCUCCGAGAGCUAAAGAAUUCAUUUUCUAACCUAAGAAUCUCAAAUUUUCAGCCUAAACUCGAUUUUUUAUUGAAAUUUCGUGAUUUUCAUGAAAAAUCGAUUCCGGAGCUCGAAAUUUUCUCAAAAUUGGACAUUUUCAAUUAUAAUUGAUUUUUGAGCUGAAAAUCUGAGAAUUUCAGACUAAUAUCUGAAAUUUUCAAUUAAAAAUUGAUUUUUGAGUGAAAUUUCUGGAGUUUUAUAUUAUUUAGAGCUCCGAGAGCUAAAGAAUUCAUUUUCUAACCUAAGAAUCUCAAAUUUUCAGCCUAAACUCGAUUUUUUAUUGAAAUUUCGUGAUUUUCAUGAAAAAUCGAUUCCGGAGCUCGAAAUUUUCUCAAAAUUGGACAUUUUCAAUUAUAAUUGAUUUUUGAGCUGAAAAUCUGAGAAUUUCAGACUAAUAUCUGAAAUUUUCAAUUAAAAAUUGAUUUUUGAGUGAAAUUUCUUGAGUUUUAUAUUAUUUAGAGCUCCGAGAGCCAGAGAAAAUAAUUUUUAACCUAAGAAUCUGAAAUUUUCAGCCUAAACUCGAUUUUUUAUUGAAAUUUCGUGAUUUUCAUGAAAAAUCAAUUCCGGAGCUCGAAACUUUCUCAAAAUUGAACAAUUUCAGCUCAAAAUCGAUUUUUUACUGAAAAAUCUGAAAUUUUCAGCCAAAAAAUUACCGAAAAUUAAUGUUUUCCUCAUUUUCAGAUAUCCUCAAAAACCAACACGUCAGGAAAAAUUGGAUGAAUAA
This is a messenger RNA of Caenorhabditis angaria, 1968 nucleotides long. The record is from the annotation of a GenBank genome assembly. NCBI's taxonomy places the organism in Eukaryota, Metazoa, Nematoda, Chromadorea, Rhabditida, Rhabditidae.